Molecule: messenger RNA, 4576 nt
Organism: Chiroxiphia lanceolata (lance-tailed manakin)
Lineage: Eukaryota; Metazoa; Chordata; Aves; Passeriformes; Pipridae
Gene: CGGBP1
Product: CGG triplet repeat binding protein 1
Exons: 2
Coding region: 67-684 (205 amino acids)
Biological process (GO): regulation of transcription by RNA polymerase II
Cellular component (GO): nucleus
Molecular function (GO): double-stranded DNA binding
Source: RefSeq, a predicted model, not a curated record
UUUUUUAAAAAAAAGACAAUUUUGAAGGCUGAAUUAUCUAUUCCUUCAGUUCCAGGAUGAGCAAAAAUGCAGCAGAAACUGCAUUCUGUCUUUUUUAAAAACCUUGCAACAGCAAAUUGUAACAAAACAAGUGCAGAGAAAGUACAUCAUGCCCAUAGCUGUGCCUUGUUGGAGGCAGCAAUGGAACGGUUUGGAGUGAAAUCCGCCCCGUCCCGUAACCGCUCCAAGACUGCCCUGUACGUGACCCCUCAGGACCGAGUGACUGAGUUUGGGAAUGAGCUCCAUGAGGAUGGAGGGAAGCUCUUCUGCACUUCCUGCAACGUGGUCCUGAACCACGUCCGAAAAUCUGCCAUCAACGACCACCUCAAGUCCAAAACACACACCAAGAGAAAGGCGGAGUUCGAGGAGCAGAACGUCAGGAAGAAGCAGAGGACUCUCACUGCCUCCCUGCAGUGCAACAGCACUGCCCAGACAGAGAAAUCCAGUGUCAUCCAGGACUUUGUGAAAAUGUGCCUGGAAGCCAAUAUCCCUCUGGAGAAGGCUGAUCAUCCCUCUGUGAGAGCCUUCCUGUCCCGCCACGUUAAGAACGGCAGCUCCAUACCCAAGUCAGAGCAGCUCCGGAAGGCUUAUCUGCCUGAUGGCUAUGACAACGAGAACCAGCUCAUCAACACCGAAGACCGCUGAGAAGGAAACUGUUUUCAUCAUUGUUGUGAAGUUUUACAUAUUGAUGGUGUGGUUUAUUUUUAUAUUCAUGCAUAUAUACAGUGUUACAUAUUGAUUUUACAAGCUAUUUUGUAUUCUUGUAGAAAUGACAAUCUAUUCCUGGACUUAGUGGUGUGCCACAGAUUGUUACUGACCCUGCUGUGGACUUCAGAACUCCUGAUGAAUGUAGGGAACAUUCCUGGCGUACAUCUGAUCUCUGCCCGGUCCAGCAGUAACUGAUGCUGAGAUAAAGGCACUUGGAUGGAGGACCUAAACAGUGCAUCCAAAUAUCUGUGGAAGAUGGUGUGGUAGGGAUUGUUAAUGAUGUCACUGGAUUGCUUUGUCUGGUAUCCUGUCCCUGAGUGACCAAGAAGUGGUACUGCACGUUUGAACUGCAAGAAGCUGUAGAAUGGUUAAUUAAAAUGUGACUGCUCUGUUGGGGGAAGACUGUUGCAGCUUUCUACUCCAGUUUGGUUUACCUUUUAAAACAGGAAACCUUUUUUCUUCUAGAAUACUCUCUUAAUCUGGUGCAACUGUGGAUGUAUCCAUUAGCUGGAAUAGCCAGUCUCUUGUGUUGACCUCUGAGCUCCACAGUUCUCACAAGGCUGGGAGUUGUGCAGGUUCACCAUGUCUGCAUUUCUGAAAUCGCUGUUUCAGCAUUUCUAAAAUCACUGUUCUGUUGUCUCAGUUGUUGCCCUUUCAGCUUCAGUGCCAAUCCUUGAAAGCUGAGUAGAUAAACCAAUAACUGAGUGUGGUUUGCAGUGCAGCUGCUGGCAAAUGAACCUUGUGCUGGACCAAGUUCUUAGGGGAGAGGGUUAAUGCCUUUUUCCUACUGGCAGGACUAAGGAUGCAAAAUCUAAAUUGGGGCUGGGGGAGGCACUAAAUUGUGGAGCUGAGAAGGUUUUUUCAUUGUGCACAGGAGAAGAGACUCUUCCAUCUUCCCCUGAAGGUCCUCGACAUCUCCAGCCUUGUCAUCGGCCUUUCAGCCAAGGGCAGUAAAGCGCUUAAAAUCAGUGCUGCAAAGACUGUUCAGUACCUGUAAGCACAAGUAGGGAAGUGUUUAUACUUGGAAGCUAUACUGGAAUUACAGACCUGGGCUAUAUUUCUUGCUCUGUGCUAUGGCCACAUCUGUUGGACUGGCAGAACUAAAAUGGGAAAAGGAAGAAUUUCAGUCAUGUUACCCUCUCCAAACUCUAGUUGAGCCAACUAACCCACUGGAUGCAAGUGCUCUGUAAGAAAUGAGAGAGCAUUGUGCAGAGUGCUGGAAUACAACUGACCUCUGCCUGCUCUAGAUUUCCUGGAGAAGCUCUGGGUUCAGAGAGGUGCCAAGCAGUUUCUGGUAGCACAGAAAUCCUCCCACUCAGUGGAUACAGUGGAGUAAACAUGCUUUAACUCCCUUGGGUGGAGCCAGUUAGCCAGCUUCCUUUCCCCAGCAGAAUUUCACAGUAUUUCUUUUAUUCCAGAUAUUUCCAGCAAUACUCAGUAAUUGCUAAAAAGAGACAAAACAACCUGAUUAUUUUGCUUCUGCAAUUAUUUCCCAAGCUGUUCCUAAAGCAAUCUUUUUUGCUGGGCUGAGAGAGACUUAUGUACUUAGCAAUGACUGGUUUUUUGUGCACUUAGCUUCUGAAGAAAUGCACUUGUGUUACAUGUCCUGCUAAGAAACUCUGGACAAAACCAAAAGCAGGAGGCUGUCCAUCCAUGUGCACCAGGCCAGGGGUACUCAGCCCACUGCUGCACCUCUGGGACUGCACUCAGUCACAUCCAUCCCCUCAGUUGGGUUGGUUGUUGGUCCAGAGCUCCAGACAGAAAUACCAGUAGCAAUUCUUUAAUCCCAGCUAGCAAAAUAUGCCUUCCAAAAUAUCAUUUGCUUUUGCACAAGCUUGGGUUUAGCUUGAAAUCAUGAGCUGCCUUGGGCUAAAACUCUUCUGUAAAUCUUCUUAAGCCAAGCCUUUUCUGUCCUGACGAUAAUUGAAAGUGUUCUUUCACAGCUGCUGUCUCAUUACAGUGAAACAACAUUCUCACUUUAAUCUUUUAUUUUUUUUUAAACCUUAUCAAUGGAAGCAAAUGGAAGACAGUGAAGUGUUGAGAAAACAGGCUUCCGUUAAACAAAAGCAUCUGGAGAAAAGAGGAUGAUUAAAGGGUGUGAUUUUGGGCCAGUUAGCUCAGUUUUUACUAAUGUGGGAUUUUUCAGGCUGCACACCCCCAUAACAAUUUUGGAUAAGAUUCAAUGUUUUAUGUUUUUUCCUUAACUGACAAACUGACAGGCGUUUUGAAAAGCUUAAUGGUGACAUUAAAUAGGGUGUUGCACAGCUUAAAAAAAAUAAAUCAAUUUAUUUUUACAGUUUUACACAAAAAUAAAGAAGUUGGCAACAUCAAGAGUUUUGGUUUAAAAAAGAGAACCUGUCAUUCUCAAUAAGGCAAAGGAAUAUUAGAAUACUUAUUUUCUCAAAAGCUUAUUCUACUUACAGAGCAAUGUCUAUAGAGAGAUUUACAGAAUCAGAGCAAUUCUACAAGUAUUUUCAUUAAUUCUUCUAGUACCAGUUUACUUUUAUGCAGUACAAGCCUGGUGAGGAACGUGAUCAGCAGAGCCGUGGGCGACCGACUCCUGACAGUUUGGAACCAAGAGCUGGUCGUCAGAGUCUUCAGUGGAAUGAACUUAAUUCCACACAGCAGUUUGUAGGACAUUGGUGUCUUAGUAAGGGGAUACUUUCAUUUAAGAAGGAGCUGCAGCAUUUUACAAACUUUUUGAAAAUCCAGAUGCUGGUCCAUUGCAACAAACAUUAAUAAUGGAGUGAAACAAUGAAAAAUAAAGCACUUGCAGGUAACAGACAGAAGAAUGAAUAAGUUAAGUUUAUAAUCAUGGACAUGACUCAAAUCAUCAAGACCAUUCUACUUUUAGAGAAAAUAAGUGUGAGUGGUUCCACUCAGUUGUGGAACAGAGUCCCGCAAACAUUCAAUUUUAGAGCAUAAUUUUUACCAGUGUGGCUACAGUUGGAUAAACUUUUAAUUUAUAAUAACCUUUUAAUUGCUGUUGAUCUGAGGGAAGAUUUACAGCAGAAGUGUUCUGGUAUAUCUAAACUAACUAAUCACUAAAUCCUAGCUCAGAGGCUGUGUGAUUAAGUUAUCAGUCUCUGUGCAAGAACACAUUAUUAUUUUUCUAUGUAUUUCCUGCAAAGAAAAGUACCUUCAGAAGUAAAGGUAGGAUGGUAGCAAUGUCUGCUUUUCACUUUACAUAUGUAGGGACAAGCUAUAAGGGAUACUUGUUGCCAGGUGGUUUUAUUAAUAUAUUUGAACUCUAAAUGUAAUAUUAAAAAAAAAUUAAAAAGAAGAAAUAUUUUCUUCUCUGACCAUGUACUUCAAUCAGUGUAGCCAACUCACAGCUAAAAUUACUGUGAAAUGCUUUCCUUGGAACAACACUUUCAAAGAGUAAAAUAAUGAAAAUGAAAAAACAUGAGCAAGCUUCCAAAUUUUUAAUCAUUUUGAAGCCUCCUUAGGGGAGGUGAAACAUCCAACAUAAUGAAAGGGAAAUCUGUUUUUCAAAACUUGUUCUGCAAAGUACGGGAUAUUUUCAUGAUAGAAGGGCUAUUUUUAGCCAGAGCCCCUUUUAGCAGUUCUGAACUGAACAGUGAAAUGCUCCCUGGUUUUGCAGCAUAAUGAGCUGGUUUUCAGGAAAAAGAAAAGAGAACAAAAAAAAGCUGGAAGUUUGGCAAGGAUAAUCUCUAUAUUUACAUAUAAAGAGAGGCAAGACUCACUGUUGUUGCAUUCACAUUGUACUCACUGCUACUUAACUCUUUGUGUAAUUUGAGUGCUUGUUGUCUUUGUACAAUUUUAAGGUUGUGUCUAACUUUCAAAAUAAAUCUUUUUUUUUAACAAA